Ogataea philodendri is the source of this 903-nucleotide messenger RNA. RefSeq lists its product as uncharacterized. Lineage: Eukaryota; Fungi; Ascomycota; Pichiomycetes; Pichiales; Pichiaceae. Gene Ontology annotation, cellular component: vacuolar membrane; SNARE complex. Gene Ontology annotation, biological process: intracellular protein transport; SNARE complex disassembly. Gene Ontology annotation, molecular function: soluble NSF attachment protein activity; syntaxin binding. Bases 1 to 903 code for a protein of 300 amino acids. The record is from RefSeq and is a predicted model, not a curated record. The transcript has a single exon.
AUGUAUCUUAGUGCGGUGUAUUUGCUAACCUACCAGGCCGACAAGAAGUGUAAGAAAGUGGGGGGAUUCUCCUCGUUCUUCGGAUCGUCCCAGCAGUCCAGAUACGAAGAGGCCGGAGACUUGUAUGUCCAAGCUGCUAAUCUAUACAAACUACAAAAACGCAAUGCACAGGCCGGUCAGACCUUUGAAAAGGCCGCAGAGGCACAGAAACUGGCCGAUUCUCCAGAUGAGGCCGCUAAUACACUGGUCGAGGCUUUCAAGAGCUACAAAAUAGAGGUUCCUAUCGAGGCGGCCAGAUGCUUGGAGCAGGCAAUCGAGAUGUUUGUUCGCAAGGGCCAGUUCAGACGCAGUGCAAAUUUCAAGUCCGAUCUGGGCGAGCUGUACGAGAACGAACUAAACGAUAUUCAAAAGGCCAUAGAGAGCUACGAGGACGCUAGCGAAUGGUACAAAGGCGAUUCGGCCUCAGCUCUGGCCAACAAGUUCGCUCUCAAGGCUGCAGACUUGUACUGCGACAGCACUAUCCAGCAAUACUCUAAGGCGGCUGCCGUGUACGAGCGUGUGGCUAAAGAGUCCCUAAACAAUAACCUGGCCAAAUGGUCUUUGAAAGAGUAUUUCUUGAAAGCCAUUUUGUGCAGACUGGCAGACAACAACGACUACGCCAGUGGUAACGCUUUAUUACAGAGAUUCACCCAAUGGGACCCAACGUUCGAGAGCACCAGAGAGUACGAGUUUGCAUCCAAAUUGGUGGAGGCUGUGCGGAAUGGAAGCCCCGACGAAAUCGCAAACAGCGCCAAAGAGUUCGACAAGUUCUCGAGACUGGAUGCGUUCAAAAUCAGAGUGCUCAACAAGAUCAAGACCAGCGUCGUGGAGGCUCCUGAACAACUUGAAGAAGACUUUACCUAG